AUGUCCACGACUCCUCUACAGCCAUUUCCCCUACAGCCAUUGAAUGCACCCCCAUACUCUGACAAAAGUCCCGCCGAUUUACAACGAAGGCCAACGAUACGCAAAGCAGAGGUUCCUCACCGAGCCCCGUUCUCAAAGCUGAGCCUCGUAAUCGAUGAUUAUGCCCACCCUCGCAGAGCUCCAUCCACAAGCCCCGAGCUAGGUAUCACUUUGUGCUCUCAUGCUCUACGAAACUCUUCAACACGGGCGAUUACAGACACACCCACUGCGCUCCUUCGAUCAGCCAAUAGACACGCGGCUACUAGGACUCCGAUCUACUUAAACAGCCUUGCGAUGGCCCUAUUCGGACGAUUCCAACGCAAUGGCGAUCUCCUAGACCUCCAGGAUGCGGUGUCGAAGUUUCGCGAAGCGGCUAGCCUACCCGGCGCUUCGGCCAGCGCACGGCAGAGCACAACGUUCGCAGUGGCUCUUUGCGCUUACUUCUUCGUCUCUCACGACCUCAACGACCUUGAUGAGGCUAUCUCGAAGUUCAAACAAGCCGUCGUGAUGACUCCAGAUGGCCACCCGGAUCUCCCAGGAUAUGUUGCUAACUUGCGGGAUGCCUACGCCCUUCAGCGUAGCUGUACUUGCCACGCUUGA
Molecule: messenger RNA, 639 nt
Organism: Pleurotus ostreatus (oyster mushroom)
Lineage: Eukaryota; Fungi; Basidiomycota; Agaricomycetes; Agaricales; Pleurotaceae
Exons: 4
Coding region: 1-639 (212 amino acids)
Molecular function (GO): protein binding
Source: RefSeq, a predicted model, not a curated record